Molecule: messenger RNA, 1722 nt
Organism: Diplodia corticola
Lineage: Eukaryota; Fungi; Ascomycota; Dothideomycetes; Botryosphaeriales; Botryosphaeriaceae
Exons: 1
Coding region: 1-1722 (573 amino acids)
Source: RefSeq, a predicted model, not a curated record
AUGGAGCAAGAGAGCCGUCAUGACCACUGGCUUGGCCGCUAUGCCAAUGACUAUCAUGCAUGGCGUCGAGCUCAACACCGCGGCAGAGACGUCUUCCAGCGGCCUCUCGGACUUAUCGAGACGUCUUUUGACAACGAUGGAGCCUUCUUCGGCGGCAGGGCCGACGUCAGCACCGCUAUGUCCUUCGAAAUCCGAACCAGUCUGACCCCCGAGCAAUUGCGCGAAAGAAUCCUCCUCGCCUGGGCCAACCUCCGCCUUCACCAUGUUCUCCUCAUGUCCACUGUCGAUCGCGACCCAGUGACCGACCGCAGGCACUUCAAUCUCCAUCUGCCCACAACUGAUGCCGAAGUGGUGGAAAACGCCCUGGAAUCCGUUACGUUCCUUGAAGACUACUACAGCACAGUAAAUAUGGACGAUUGGUUCAAACACAUCAAUAACACGGCUCGAGUCGUGGACUCAGACAAGACCUUGUCGCGGCUCUUCGUCCAUCCAAUCGUCUCCAUCUCGAAGCACACCUUCCAGCUAACCUUCACGCUGAUAUGCGCCCAUGAGAUAUGCGAUGGCGUCGCUGUGCUUUACAACUGGGAGCCGCAUUUCCUCGAGCUUCUGAACACGCCAGAACAAGACCUCCGCAGAGGACUCGAGGCCGAACGGUCUCCGGAUCGGCUCCGGGGCCGUCUCCCAAGAGCACAGGAGGAUCUCUAUCCCUUGGUCCAGGGAAGCCCGGCACGCAAAAGGUGGUUCUGGGCGGUUAUGCGAAUCCUCCGACACGUCCGUAGACCACCGCCAGCAGGUUUCGUCAAUCCACUGAGGCGGAGCGACCGGCGAGAGCAGGCCAUGUCAUUGGCUCCAAAGUACCCUGAGGUCUUGGAUUACUCGGAAGACCGCAAGCCGCCCAUGAACAGCUUCAACGUCAAAGCAGAGCUCUCAAGGGAAGCCACGUCCCGUAUCGAGCGGCUUUCGAAAUCAGUUGGUGCCAGCGUUGGUGCCGCCUGCUUCGCUCUCGUGGCCAUGGCCAUGAUGGAGAUCGAGGAAGCAAGAGACCCGCACACGCUAUUGUCGGAACGACUGCCCUACGUCGGCUCUUUCCCAAUCAACCCCCGCCCGUUCUUUGGCUACACGGGCCCCGCGGAUUCGGUCAUGCUCACCUUUAGCGACGGCAUAUGGUUGCCGUUCCUACCGUCAGACCUGCCUGCGGAGGGAAGGUUCAGGCUCCUGGUGCGUCAGGCGCACAGGCAGUUGGGUCAGUACCAGAAGCGGAUUCGGGGCGAGAAGAUGAAGGGUAGCUUCGAUCCCACCGAUCCGGCCCGGAUUAUUGCGUCAAGCUACCUUCUGGCAGUCGAAAGGGCCGACGCAAUGAGGCCAGAGCAUCUGAAGACUGGGGUCAAUCCUCAAGGGGCGUAUCCAGCCAACUUCAAGUGGAGGCCGGCAACAUGUGGAGUCAGUUCGAUUGGAUCCAUAAAGAACUUCCUAGCUCGGGGCAAAUAUAGCCUUGGCGAAGACACGGUUCGCAAAAACGGGCUUGCCGCGGAUCUCUACAGCUUUGACCGGACGGGUGUGCGUGCCCGAGACUUCGAGUUCCUGUGCGGGUGCUGGGGUUCAGAUGAGGGCCUGAAAUUCAGCGUAUCGUAUGACGGCAACGCCAUAGAUGAAGAAAGCGUCUUGGUGUGGAAGGCUCUGAUGGAGGAGAUGUUCGAGCCCAGCACAAAGCCUAGACUGUAG